UCAGAUCCUUGACUGAAAGGAGGUCAUAAACCUUUCUUCCUUCUAUGAGAGCAAGUGCUAAGAGUUGUCAUUUGGCAAAAUUACAAAGUUGAGGGAAAGGAGUUCAUAGGUAUAUGCUCACAAAAGCAGAAGAGGGUUUGGUAGUAAAUUUGUAGCUGCAGAUUUGACUAAUUUAUUUUUAAGAUUUUUUCCGGAAGUCCAGACUCCAGGAACAAGAGUUCCAGAGAAGAUCAACUUCUUUCUACACACACAUGUGCAACCCCUGGGUCUCCCUGUUAGGGGCCGUUGGGUCCCUUCUCAUUAUGUUGGCCAUCCAGUGGGUCUAUACCCUGGUUAACAUGGGUAUUGCUACCAUCGUGUAUUUCUACAUUGGCCGGGCCAGCCCAGGGCUUCACCUCGGAUCAGCCUCCAAUUUUAGCUUUUUCCGAUGGAUGAAGUCUCUUCUGAUCCCCUCCUACAGGAGUCUGCAGUCCCCCCGGGAACAGAUCAUUUUGGCACCAUCCCUGGCCAGGGUUGAUAUGGCGAUGACUCAGCUCACCCAAGAGAAUGCCGACUUUGCCACUCGGAAUCGUUACCACCACUCCUCCUUCAUGAGUCGGGAGCAGCUGAUGCCUCUGUAUUAGAAGCCAUGCAGGGUCCCUCCUUCCCAGGAGCUGCCCUAGCACAGUGGACUCAAAUUGCAGAAUCUCUGGGAGCUGCUUCUACCCAAUAAGAAACUCCAAGGCAUGUCCUCCCAUUGCUGCUUUGGACAACAGAA
Castor canadensis (American beaver) is the source of this 757-nucleotide messenger RNA. NCBI's taxonomy places the organism in Eukaryota, Metazoa, Chordata, Mammalia, Rodentia, Castoridae. The record is from RefSeq and is a predicted model, not a curated record.